Messenger RNA from Oryza brachyantha (malo sina), 1678 nucleotides. Its product is annotated as protein ANTHESIS POMOTING FACTOR 1. Gene Ontology annotation, cellular component: Set1C/COMPASS complex. The transcript is spliced from 11 exons. Gene Ontology annotation, molecular function: protein binding; chromatin binding. Lineage: Eukaryota; Viridiplantae; Streptophyta; Magnoliopsida; Poales; Poaceae. The record is from RefSeq and is a predicted model, not a curated record. Bases 329 to 1297 code for a protein of 322 amino acids.
UCCUCCUCUCCCACCGCCUGCGCCGUUGCGGCGAUCUCCAUCUCCGACGAGCAGCGGCGCCGGCGUCCUGCUGCUGCUUCCGUCGCAUACUCUCUCGCCUCUGACUCCUUGCGCCCAAGUUAGUACCGCUGUUUUACCCCCUCGGACUUCACCCCCGUCUCCUCGCUAGUUGGCCCGCGGCCUGCGCCGGUCUCCAUCCCUCCCGCGAGCAGCGGUGCCGUCGUCCUGCUGCUUCCGCCUCCGAAAUUUGGGGUUCAUCUGAACUCGACGUUAGGUCCCCCCCUGGCUGUUGAUUCGUCUAGGCGGGGAGAGGGGGGAACGGGUGAAAAUGGUGAGCAUGGAGGUCACCGAUGAGAUGUUCAAGUGCAUGGAGGUCGGGCUGGCCUUCCGGGACUAUAAUGGAAGAAUCAGCUCAAUGGAUUUCCACAGCAAGGCUACAAAUUACCUUGUGACAGCAAGUGACGAUGAAUCAAUUCGCCUAUAUGACAUUCAAAAUGCUGUGUGUUUGAAGACGAUCAAUAGCAAAAAGUAUGGGGUUGAACUUGUGUGCUUCACUGAAAACCCAACUUAUGUCUUGCAUUCUUCAAAAAAUGGAUGGGAUGAUUCUCUCCGUCUACUCUCACUGGUCAAUAACUGUUUUUUGAGAUAUUUCAAAGGCCAUCUAGACAGGGUUGUUUCUAUCUCAUUGUGCUCUGAGAACGGGAACAUUCUCUCUGGAUCACUUGAUCGAACAGUUCUCCUAUGGGAUUCAAGGGUUGAAAAGGCACAGGGUUUAUUGCGUGUUCAGGGGAGGCCUGCAGUUUCUUAUGAUGAUCAGGGUUUGGUUUUUGCAAUUGCAUAUGGUGGCUACAUAAGGAUGUUUGAUGCUCGAAAAUUUGAGAAGGGGCCUUUUGAUAUUUUCUCUGUUGGUAAUGAUGAUUCAGAAGCCAAUGUCAUAAAGUUCAGCAGUGAUGGAAGGAGGCUUCUUUUAACCACCAAAGCUGGGCGUGUUCAUGUGCUAGAUUCGUUUCAUGGCAAUAAUAUUGCGACAUACAAUGUAAAGCCAGUGGUAAGCAAUUCAACGCUGGAAGCAUCAUUCAGCCCUGAUGGAAACCAUAUAAUAUCUGGCUCUGGUGAUGGUAGUGUAUAUGCUUGGAAUGUUAGGAGUGGAAAGGUUGCGCGCUGGGGAAGCACAGAUAGUGAGCCGCCGCUAAUUAAGUGGGCUCCAGGAUCUUUGAUGUACUUGACUGCAUCUUCGGAACUGUCCUGCUGGGUCCCUGAUCUAUCUAAGCUGGGAUCCUUUGGUGUUACCAAGUAAUUGCAAUGUUACGAGUUGUUUGUAAAUAUAUAUCUGCUCCCAGGCUUUUGUUCUAGUCAAAUCUAAGCCGCUGUGGGUCAAACCCAGCCCAGCUCACCUGCAUAUAGACGUUGUGUUGGGCCAAUCACGGCGCAAGGAGGAGGGGACGGGCUUUACCCCGCUAGGCCUGAGCCAAACCGGGAAACUCGUUUAAUCUCUGAAGGGACGCUCCCUCAUUUGUUCAAAAUACCUCCCAAAUAAUUAUUAAAAAAAAUUAAAAAUUGGAUAACGCAAAACGCUCUGCAAGAAAUCGGUUCUAAAUUCAACACCUGAGACAAAUUCAGAGUGUGGGUAAUGUCGGUAUUAUUCAUAUUCGAACUUGUCUUUUUUCUUAACCUAAAU